Messenger RNA from Torulaspora delbrueckii, 1533 nucleotides. RefSeq names its product Mtc6p (gene MTC6). Bases 1 to 1533 code for a protein of 510 amino acids. The record is from RefSeq and is a predicted model, not a curated record. The transcript has a single exon. Lineage: Eukaryota; Fungi; Ascomycota; Saccharomycetes; Saccharomycetales; Saccharomycetaceae.
AUGACCAGCUUUGCAACGUUAUUCUUUGUCUGGAUGGCGUUGUUGCUGCGAAUAGCUCAUGCAAGUUUCGACAUCCUGCCGUCCUUGAGUGGUCAAGAACAAAUGGCCAUACGAUCACAACGAGACUUGAUGUCGAAUGUUACUAUCGAUCAGCUACCACUAGUGGGAGUGAAUCUAAGAAAUGUUAUUUUUAAUGACGAAUCUGUAAAUGACACAGAAUCUCUCGAAGCAUUCCAAUCUUUGAUGCAAAAUGGUGUGCAAAGCUUCCGGCUAGAUUUACAACAGAAUGAUAGUGUUUACAAUCUGGCAAAUACAGAUAUUGAGCUCGGAACUUUUUUACUGGCGUUUGAAAGCUUUGUGAAUAUGACAGACGACAAUCUAUCAGCCAAUAUUCUGACAUUGCAUUUGAAUAUCUCCAAUGCAGCCCUAUAUGGAAACAGCAGUUCCAAUGGCAGUGUGGUUCCGUCGUCUGGAUCGGUUCCCAAUAUAACGUACACAUUAGAUCAGUCUAUGGGUCGCCUGAGAAUAUAUACGCCAGAUGAUCUACGAAAUGACCAACUGGCGGGGGCUACCUAUGACAACUCUGGCCUAUCCAGUAGUGGCUGGCCCACACUGAACAAUUUUCUCUACUCCAAGCGAAGAAGGGUAGUUAUCACCGAGCUGUCAAAUACCUUAAAUUAUUCAGAAACGCCAUACAUCUUCGACAGCUCAAUACUACACUAUGAUGUGCGAAAUAAGACUCUCGAAACACCAAAUACGGUUGCUCAACUGAUGAACAUCUCCUCCAUUAGUUGGAGGUACUUGGAAGCUGACUUCACACCUGCAGAGAUUAGAGAGUAUACAAACAUGGGAUUUUCUCCCAUAAUUGCAAAUCAGUACUCCAAGGAUAAUUUCACCAGUAUAGAGACUAUACUGAAUCAUAGUGUAGUCUGGUCGUGGGAUACAGACCAGCCCGUAACUACGCACACCGCAACUCCAAAGAAUAGCGAUUCUUUGGUAGCCUACAAUUGUGCUGUUCUCAAGUACACAGUGUCCAACCAUUCCGCUUUUUGGGAGGUCAACAACUGCUACGAUAAGUAUCAAGCACUUUGUCGAUAUACAGAGAGAGCCUAUGAAUGGGCGGUUACGGAAGCUUCGGACACCUAUUUUGCCUUUGAUCGUCGUUCCGAAUCUCAUUGUCCCGAUGACUAUAGGUUCGCACUACCGAGAACUCCACUUGAACAAUUCUCGUUGAUUAUGCAUCUUGCCAAUACAACCUACCAAAACAUUCAGAUAUGGGUUGAUAUGAACUCAAUUGCUGUUAGUAACUGUUGGGUUACUGGUGGCCCUUACGCGACAUGUCCUUAUCAAAAAGUGGUCUCUCGAAGAAACUUUGUUACCAUGUUGACUCCUGUCACGGUUUGCUGCUUCUUCAUACUAGUUUUGGUCUCAUACCUCAAUCUUCUACGUGUACCGAUCCACAGUAAUAGGAAGAAUUGGAAAAGGUUGUUGAACGAGGUGUCUAAAUCGGAGCUCGAUGGCGUUCCAUCGUAA